Messenger RNA from Rhododendron vialii, 2719 nucleotides. RefSeq names its product disease resistance protein RPV1-like. The transcript has 6 exons. Lineage: Eukaryota; Viridiplantae; Streptophyta; Magnoliopsida; Ericales; Ericaceae. Bases 133 to 1878 code for a protein of 581 amino acids. The record is from RefSeq and is a predicted model, not a curated record. Gene Ontology annotation, molecular function: protein binding.
AGCAGACAGGGGUUCUUCAAGACGCAUUUACCGAACAUGAAAAGCAUUUUAGAGAUGGAUUGGAUUGCAAGGUGGAAAAGUGGAGGGCAGCUCUUACUAAAGCUGCCAAUUUGUCAGGUCGGCAAUUGCUGAAUGAGGCCAACGGAAGAAGGGAUUCGGGAACUAGCCGAUCGGUGUCUCAUAAAAUACGACUGUCAUGACCAAAUUGUGAUGCAUGAUAUGAUUAGAGAAAUGGGAAGAGAAAUCGUGAGGCAAGAAUCUCUUGAUCCUGGGAAGCGUAGCCGAUUGUGGUAUCUUGACGAUGUCCUUGAAGUUCUGAGAGAAGGCAAGGGAACAGAAGCAGUUAAUGGCCUCCUCUUACAUGCUACAAAUGUCCAAGUGAAUGCAAAGCCAUUUGAAAAGAUGGACAAACUGUGGUAUCGUGAGCAUGUCCUUGAGGUUCAAAGAGAUGGCAUGGGAACUGAACUAGUUGAAAGGGGCCUUCUAAAGUUUAAUGAUCUAGAAGAUGUCCAAGUGAAUCCUAAGGCAUUUGAAAAGAUGAACAACCUGUGGCUGCUUCAUCUCGAUUACGUUCACCUAACUUCUGGUUAUGAACAUAUUUCCAAAAGGCUCUUAUGGCUAAGCUGGAAAGGCUUCCCUUUGGAUUGUAUACCGUGGAAUUUUUCUAUGGAGAAGCUAGUUGCUCUUGAUUUGCGUUAUAGCAGUCUUAGAAAAGUUUGGAAUGGAAAUAUGAUUAUGGACAAACUGAAGUUCCUUUACCUUAGUCACUGUCAUUACCUAACAAGAACCCCUGACUUCUCUGGACUCUACUCUCUUGAGGAACUGACCCUUAAUGAUUGCAAAAGUUUAGUGGAGGUUGACGAGUCUAUUAGAUGUCUGAACAAACUUCUUGUCUUAGAUAUGAAAAACUGUACAAAACUUUGGAAGCUUCCUUCUGGCAUUUGGAUGUUGAAAUCUCUCAAACGUCUUGAUCUCUCUGGCUGCUCUAAGCUAGGAAACUUAGCUGUAUUUAAAGGACCGCUAUAUAAAUUAUGGUGCUUAUUCUUCUCAUCUUGGACAUUGCCACCAAAGGGUGUGCAUUCUAUUGGGUUUUCACUCAUCUCUGUCCAGGCCGCCAGUUGCUUAAUGGAAUUAAAUCUGAAAGACUGCCAUUUGUCAUAUAUACCAGAGGAAAUAGGGAAUCUAAUCUCAUUACGGACUCUGGACCUUACACAAAACAAUUUGUGUACCUUGCCGGAGAGUAUCUGUAACCUUACUUGCUUGAAGCGUUUGCGUUUGGAAGACAACAACAUGUCACAUCUGCCUAGUGGAAUUGGGGGGUUGACGUCAUUAGAGAUUUUGAAUCUUGCAAGAAACAGUUUAUGUACCCUACCGGAUUCCAUUGGUAAGCUGUCUUGCUUGAAGGAAUUGUUUGUGGGAAAUAACAAGCUCUCACAUCUUCCUAGUGAAAUUGGGGAUUUGGACUCUUUGGAGACUUUGGAACUUCAGCGUAAUAAUGGUUUCCUUGCCUUACCGGAAAGUAUAUGCAAACUUGUUCGCUUGCAGAUAUUGAGUUUGUAUGACUGCAACUUGUCUCAUCUGCCCAAUGAAAUUGAUAGGUUGAUCUCAUUGGCGCAUUUGGAACUUCGACGUAACAGAUCACUUAUCUUGCCAGAGAGUAUCUGGCACCUUACUAGCUUGAACACCUUGGAUUUAGGCGACUGCAAUUUAUCCCAUCUUCCUAGUGGAAUUGGCGGGUUGGUCUCAUUAGAGAUUUUGAUUAUUGAGAAAAAUAAUAUGUGCACCAUACCAGAUAGUAUCAAUAACCUUCCUUGCUUGGAGAACAUCCGCUUGAAUGAUUGUGCAAAGCUUCGAUCUCUUCCAGAGCUUCCAACAUGAACUAUUGUGUAUGCACCGCGUUGUCCAUUAUUAGAAAGCCUACCACUUGAAUUGGAUCAGCUAGGGCGGCGGGUGGACUAUUCGGAAUCCAAUAAAGUAGCUGAGAACAAUUUUUUAACUAGUCUCUUAAAACAACUUCCCAAGAGUAAGGGGCUCUCUAAACUUCAGCAUGUUGUUUCUAUUUAUGUUCCAGUAGGGGAUGAGGUUCCUAUUUGGUUCCCGUACCAUGGUAGAGGGCCAUAUGUAUCUUUUGUGGUGCUGCCUUCUCCUUCUGUGAAGCAGAAAAUGUUGGGUUGGAUUCUACGCGUAUUAGUAUGGGCUCCUCGAGAAGCACCUUACCGACUCCACGAAAUACGUAUUGCAGUGGUGAUUUGCAAUAAAAUAAAAAAGGAAGUACUAGUAUUCCCUUUUCGUGUCAAUCCCUCCGAUGUAGAUCAUGUGUGGCUUCUGUAUAUACCACAGGGGUACAAAGGAUUGCAAUUAGAAGGCGGUGAUGAAGUGGAGAUCCCAAUAUAUGAAACUCAUCCUAACACACUGGUAAAGAACUGGGCAAUUGAUCUAAUUUACGAGGCUGAUGAGAUUCACAGGGGCAACGACACCUUGUACCGAGUGCUGUCAAUUUAGUAGUAACAAAUUCAACUUUGAAAUUAGGAGAGUACUCUUGCUUCACAAAGUGAGAUUUGGACUUCUCUUACUCUUGUUUUCAUCCGAUGAACCCACUGGAUUUUGUGGGUUGAACCCAGCUUUUCUUUUGUAAAAAAGAGAACUUUUUGUUUUCUUUUGUGUUAUUGUUUCUUAUUUGCAAGUGCUAAUUUGCUCAAAACAAGAACAAUUCAUUGAC